Messenger RNA from Peromyscus leucopus (white-footed mouse), 505 nucleotides. RefSeq names its product chromosome 15 C1orf53 homolog (gene C15H1orf53). NCBI's taxonomy places the organism in Eukaryota, Metazoa, Chordata, Mammalia, Rodentia, Cricetidae. The record is from RefSeq and is a predicted model, not a curated record.
GCCCCGCUCCGCCUUCCACCGUGGCGGCGCCAUGGCGGCCUGCGGGCUCCCGGCGCUGGCCCGAGCGGCGCUCGGGAGGCCACCGCCUUGGGCUGAAGGCUUCCGACAGCAGCUGAGCUCAGCCCUCCUCUCGGCUUCCGAAGGAGGCUGCAGCGGCUCCCCUCCAAGCUCGCAGGGAACGCCCGAAGGAGCCGAGCAUCCGGCGAGCCAAGAGUUAACGGCGGCUGAACUGCACAUCGUCGGGCUGCACCGGGCCGCCUGCGCGGCUGGCCAGCUCAGCUACGUGGACCCAGCUACGGGCUAUGUGGUGUUCACAAGGCUGGCCCACUUGCAGAGAGGUGCUUGCUGCGGUUCUGCCUGCAGACACUGUCCAUAUGGCCAGGUCAAUGUGAAAGAUCCAUCUAAAAAGAAGCGAUUCAACUCCUAUUUUUAUGUUUGACAAUAACUUUGUCUCUGUUCUGUCAAAUUGAACUUAUGUUUUUGAAAAUAAAGCCUUAAUCUAGAA